Glycine soja is the source of this 1214-nucleotide messenger RNA. Its product is annotated as bZIP transcription factor 53-like. The coding region runs from base 456 to 908 and encodes 150 amino acids. Gene Ontology annotation, biological process: positive regulation of DNA-templated transcription. Gene Ontology annotation, molecular function: transcription cis-regulatory region binding; DNA-binding transcription factor activity. NCBI's taxonomy places the organism in Eukaryota, Viridiplantae, Streptophyta, Magnoliopsida, Fabales, Fabaceae. The transcript has a single exon. The record is from RefSeq and is a predicted model, not a curated record. Gene Ontology annotation, cellular component: nucleus.
AAACCUAACCUCAGCCUCAAUUAUCACCUUCUUUGCCAUAGCCCUUUCUUUUCUCUACUCUUCCCCCAUUUUUUCUUCUUUAAUCCCUCGCCUAUAUCUUCAGAAAAUUAGAUCUGCUUCAGAUCUAGGGUUUCCCUUUUCCAAAUCACGAGUCCGUUGAGUUUGAUUUUGUGGAUGAAAGCAUAGGGAUAGGGCUUUUGCAAACCUCUCCAAUGUUUCUCGAAAUUAUAUGACCAUGCGUCGAAUUCGUAUGCUGCACUCCUUCUCCGUCGUGUUCCUCUACUGGUUCUACGUUUUCUCAUGAACUCCCUCUCAAAUCCGUAAUUAAUUAGAUCGAUCUCCUUCCGUAGUUAAUCCUUGUCUCUUUUUCAAUAAUUAAUUAGAUCUGCGUCUCCUAUUUCCUUUUUUUGUUUUGUUCUGUUAUCAAAAUCAAAUAAAAAAUCUCCUUCUCGGAAAUGGCGUCGUCAAUCCAACAACAACGCUCGACUGCAACAAGUUCUGGAUCUGAAGGAGGAGGAGAUCCGCAAAUGAUCGACGAGAGGAAGCGGAAGAGGAUGCUGUCGAACCGCGAGUCGGCGCGGCGAUCGCGGAUGAGGAAGCAGAAACAGCUGGAGGAUUUGACCGAUGAAGUUAGCAGAUUGCAAGGCGCGAACAAGAAGCUGGCGGAGAACAUAAAGGCAAAGGAAGAAGCAUGCGUGGAGACCGAAGCCGCGAACAGCAUUCUGAGGGCUCAGACAAUGGAACUGGCCGAUCGAUUGCGCUUCUUGAACUCCAUCCUUGAGAUCGCUGAAGAGGUCGAGGGAUUAUCCGUUGAGAUUCCCGAGAUUCCAGAUCCUCUCCUCAAGCCCUGGCAGAUUCCUCAUCCCAUACAACCGAUUAUGGCCACCGCAAACAUGUUUCUGCGUUGAUAAUUUCUUUUGCUCUUUCUCGUUUGGGGAUUUUAGUUUAAUUAGUGUGGUAACUUUUCUCUGUUAUGUGUAUUAUUACUAUUAGUGUUAUCUGUUUGUGUCAAAAAUAUCGUGUGGUCCGCAAUGCAUUGGGUUCCUGAGAGAGAUGAAUGUGAGGUCAGGUACAGGGUGUUGAUGGCUGGUAGUGGCAGUGUCCCUUUGUGCGUCUUGUAAUCGUUUUUAAAUAGUCGUGUUUUAUUUUAAUCAAAAGCAAUCAUCUUCAAUGGUGGUUGUUUUAUUUUUAUUUAUAAAUUCUCAUGUGCGAAA